Larimichthys crocea (large yellow croaker) is the source of this 2766-nucleotide messenger RNA. RefSeq names its product ISL LIM homeobox 2b (gene isl2b). Gene Ontology annotation, molecular function: DNA-binding transcription factor activity, RNA polymerase II-specific; cis-regulatory region sequence-specific DNA binding. Bases 83 to 1177 code for a protein of 364 amino acids. Gene Ontology annotation, cellular component: nucleus. The record is from RefSeq and is a predicted model, not a curated record. Gene Ontology annotation, biological process: positive regulation of transcription by RNA polymerase II; axonogenesis; neuron fate specification. The transcript has 6 exons. NCBI's taxonomy places the organism in Eukaryota, Metazoa, Chordata, Actinopteri, Sciaenidae.
CGUUAUCAGGGAGGCAGCCGAAGGGCCAGUCAUCUCCUCACAUCUUUUCUGCAUCUACCACAAUCCCCUCUAUCCUUCCUGUAUGGUGGAUAUUAUUUUCAGCUCUUCUUUCUUGGGUGAUAUGGGGGAUCAUUCCAAAAAGAAGCCAGGAUUCGCGAUGUGUGUAGGAUGUGGAAGUCAGAUCCAUGACCAGUACAUACUGAGAGUCUCUCCCGACCUGGAGUGGCAUGCAGCCUGCCUGAAGUGUGCAGAGUGCAGCCAGUACCUGGAUGAGACCUGCACUUGUUUCGUCCGGGACGGCAAAACCUAUUGCAAAAGAGAUUAUGUAAGGCUAUUUGGAAUAAAAUGCGCAAAAUGCAACUUGGGAUUCAGCAGCAGCGAUUUGGUAAUGAGAGCCCGGGAUAACGUGUACCACAUCGAGUGUUUUCGGUGCUCGGUGUGCAGCAGGCAGCUGCUGCCGGGAGACGAGUUCUCCCUGCGGGAAGACGAGCUGCUGUGCCGGGCGGACCACAGCCUGCUGCUGGAAAGGAACUCCGCAGGAAGCCCCAUCAGCCCCGGACACAUCCACUCCAACAGACCGCUUCACCUGACAGCAGACCCGGUGACGGUGCGGCAGGCCCCGCAUCGGAACCACGUUCACAAGCAGUCGGAGAAGACGACGCGGGUCAGGACGGUGCUGAACGAGAAACAGCUCCACACGUUGCGGACCUGCUAUAACGCCAACCCGAGGCCGGACGCUCUGAUGAAGGAGCAGCUGGUGGAGAUGACCGGCCUGAGCCCCAGGGUGAUCCGGGUCUGGUUCCAGAACAAACGCUGCAAAGACAAGAAGAAGUCCAUCCUCAUGAAGCAGCUACAGCAGCAGCAACACAGUGAUAAGACUGUAAGCAUCUUCAACCUGCAGGGUCUCACAGGAACGCCUCUUGUGGCCGGUAGUCCUAUCCGACAUGAGAGCACCGUGCAGGGAAACCCAGUGGAGGUUCAGACCUACCAGCCUCCAUGGAAAGCUCUGAGUGAGUUCGCCCUGCAGAGCGACCUGGACCAGCCAGCCUUCCAACAACUGGUGUCUUUCUCUGAAUCGGGCUCUCUCGGGAACUCCUCGGGCAGCGACGUGACUUCUUUGUCCUCUCAGUUACCGGACACCCCCAACAGUAUGGUACCCAGCCCAGUGGAGACGUGAAACGGGGCCCACUCAGACCUGUCGGUCCCCCUCUCCCCCCCUAUCCCAUCCUCCUGCAAGGACAAUUGCAGCAUGAUCCCGGUUACCCCCCCUUCUUGCAUGUGACCAGCUCAUCACAUCGCUCAAACUACAGAAAGGAGAGUGUUUUUUUUUUUGUUUUUUUUUAAUUUCCAGACAUGUAGAGGAUUGAAGGAAGAAAGCACCGAUUGACUCCGAUUUUUUUUUUUCUUUUUGGAGCCUUCAUUGACAAAAACUAAGCAGAACAAUUGUUGCAUGACUUGAUACGGAGAAAGAAGAUGUACAGAAGACCUCCUGCUGGAUAUACUACAACAAACCUUCCUUCGAAAAACAAAUUGGAAACGUUUCCACGUCGAAACAGAUGGACAGUCUACGACUUCAUUGUGAACAUAUUGUGUCUUGUUUUCUUCAACAUGAGAAAUUUUUUGAUACAUUUAUUGCGUUGUCGAGUCCAGUUGACUCUUUGUCUUAAAAGGUCAGAGCAUGAUAAUCUGCAAACUAUUCGUGUUGUAAAAUACUUUAUCUUAAGGGCAGGAUACAGGUUGUUUGAGCUUCUCGAACAAAAAGUAAAUUAUUGUUAUAUUAUUUAUUGUUAGGAAAGCGAUUCGUAAAGGGAUUAUUAACUGAUAAAGAAAUAAAAAGCUGAAUACAUAACGUGUCUUGAUGACCAAUCUUUGUACAGGCGCAGCUUUAAAAAAAAAAUCUACUGUUGGUUUUUACAUUUGCAAGCCAAUAUCGUAAUUAUUUAAUUUAUUGAACUCCAUUAGUAACUCUGUCACUGAAGUGAUUGCACAGACCUAGUUCAAUUUUCUUUUCCGGUGCAGUUUUUGGUGACAAAGUCAACUUCACUGCCGUCACAGGCGUCAGAUUGUUAUUCAGUGAGUCAUUUCUGAUUUUGGACACAUGAAACAAAUACAAAGCUUCUAGUGCCGAUCUGAGGAAUAAAUUCAAAGCGUUUACAACCUAGAAGAAAUAAAUUCCAGUUGCUCUGAAAAUGCUGUUUGUCCUGUUCAACCUAUAUCAAGUUAGCCUGUCUGAAUUGAAGCUCGGAGGCUCUUGUUAUUUUAUCAUUGGCCUCCAUCUGAGCUCUUUCCCCCUUCGGUUAUGUAGCAGGAAUCGGCCAGUGGUCAUUUACUAUCUCGGGGGCAAAAAUCUGCUGUAAAUUGUGCUCAGUCCAGUUACUCUGGUUGAGUCACAAACUGGUCUAGACAGCGCGGAGGGAUCGGCGACCUCUUAUCUAGUCCUGGCAUCACCUGCAAGCGAUACACUGACUGAAGCCACAACAAACUAACUAAACACCCCCUCCUCCAUACACACACACACACACACACACACACACCCUCCUCAAAGCCCCUCGUAUGUGAGAGGGGAGCAGAGAGCAGCUCGUAAAGGGUCACUUCUCCUCCUCGGUUUAUUUUCCUUUAGUGAAUUGCGUUAUUGCGCACGGGUCAGCCGAGAUGACAGCUCAGGCUAAAUGAGCUGACCUCCUUUACACCGUGUGCAGGACAAAACAAAGCUGCCAUGCAUGUUCUCAGUCUGUGGAUGAUUCUGUUUUUAUUUUAGAUAUACAU